This is a messenger RNA of Seriola aureovittata, 7823 nucleotides long. RefSeq names its product phospholipid-transporting ATPase IH-like. The coding region runs from base 1419 to 5030 and encodes 1203 amino acids. The transcript is spliced from 30 exons. Gene Ontology annotation, biological process: phospholipid translocation. The record is from RefSeq and is a predicted model, not a curated record. Lineage: Eukaryota; Metazoa; Chordata; Actinopteri; Carangiformes; Carangidae. Gene Ontology annotation, cellular component: recycling endosome; plasma membrane; trans-Golgi network. Gene Ontology annotation, molecular function: ATP hydrolysis activity; ATPase-coupled intramembrane lipid carrier activity; magnesium ion binding.
ACAUCCAUGACACAUAAGAUUGGUAGAUUUAUAAGAUUUUAAAAACCUAUAAUGAGCAUAUAAAUGUUGCAUUGUCAUACAAUCAACCACCCCAGAGUAUAAAGAAUAUAUUUUAUGAUGUACGUACUAGCAUAUAAUGUAAAAAUGCUGCUUAUAUGUUGAAUAACAAUCCAGUAUUGUUACAUUUACUUAAUUUUAAGUACAGUUUGCUGAUAAUACUUAUGUAGUUUUAAUUGACUAAAGUUUUGAAUGAUGAGCUCUUACCUGUAAUGGGUUACUUACAUUGUAGUAUUGCUUUUAUCGUCAAGUAAAGGACAGCAGUGGAAUAAUUCACUUAAUUUACUGAUACCACACUGCACAAAUUCUCCAAUAAUCUCAAAUACUCUAUUACAAAUAAAAGUCCUGCAUUCAAAACUGAACAAGUGGAAGUACUACUAUAUAUAUAUAGCAGUUUGCUGUUGCAGUUGAUUGAGGUGGAUCUCAAUUUUAGCCCCUAGACUUUCACAACUUUUGUUUUGUCCAACAGCCCAAUUAAUUAUUAAAUUAACAGUUGCAAAUCCUAGAACCACAGAUGUCUGACAUUUUCACAUGAAAAAUGACAUGCAUGGAUAUUGUUUUUUGUUUCAGCUACUUGAAGGCUAUAUUGCUGGGUAGUAUAAUUUUAUAAGAAGGUAUCAUAUUUUACAAGCUCUUCACAUGUUUUGCAUGUAAAAAACUUAAUUUGUAAAGUAACUAGUAACUGAGUCAAAUUCCUAUUGGAGUAAAAAAGUAGGCUACAGUAGUUUGGUCUGAUAUUAGUGGAGUAGAAGUAAAACGUAAUGCAUAAAAUGUAAAACUUUAAGUACAGUACAAGAACAUCAAAAUUGUACUGAGCAUGUGAAACUGUGGUUUCUUCUUUUAGUGCACUACACAGACAUAUUCCGGGGGAUGCGAGAAAAUCUCAGUGCGCAUGCGUAGCGUAGUCAUCUGACGGGUGAGCGCUGUGGACGCUUCGCGCUGCCGCUACACCGAGGGCCACCGCCGGAGCACAGAGCGGGACACAGGCUGUCCCCUGCAAGAAUAAAACACUUCAUCAAACGGAGAGUUAGCAACGAGACGAGCCGGAGGUUUGGAGGUGUGCAUGCGGUGAAGUCUCUCCUGAAAUGUAGCCAGCGGCAGGGUGAGUGUGGGUCGUUGUGAUCGCUCGGUCGCUGCAUGGCUCUUCACAGGGAUGCCAUGAAAAUCAGAACAGCCGACUGAGAGACCGCUGCUCCUCGCUAUCACAGACACAGCGGCGGCGGCGGCGCCGGUGGUGGUGGUGGUGGUGGUGAGCGAUGGAUACUGGUGGAAAGAUCCACAUUAGGUAGCGUUUACGAAGACCCAAGGAGAGCUGCACGUCUCUGUUGCACAGUUUAGUCGCCGCCGGAGCUGUCUAAAGGAUGGAUUUCACCCUGCUCCGGAAUAUCAUCAGCAGAUACUGUGUGGGGGAGGAGAACUGGGUGGACAGCCGGACGGUGUACAUCGGGCAUAAAGAACCCCCUCCGGGAGCUGAGGCCUACAUCCCUCAGCGUUACCCCGACAACCGCAUUGUCUCCUCCAAGUACACUUUCUGGAACUUCAUCCCCAAGAACCUGUUUGAGCAGUUCAGAAGAAUCGCUAACUUCUACUUCCUGGUCAUAUUCCUGGUCCAGCUUAUCAUCGACACCCCCACCAGCCCAGUCACCAGCGGCCUGCCCCUCUUCUUUGUUAUCACUGUCACCGCCAUAAAACAGGGCUAUGAGGACUGGCUCAGACACAAAGCUGACUGCUCUAUAAACGAGUGUCCGGUGGACGUGGUGCAGCAGGGGAAGGUGGUGAGGACGCAGAGUCACAAGCUACGGGUGGGGGACAUCGUUAUUGUGAGGGAGGACGAGACUUUCCCCUGUGACCUCAUCCUGCUCUCCUCGAGCCGUCAUGAUGGGACCUGCUAUGUCACCACCACCAGCCUGGAUGGAGAGUCUAGUCACAAGACCUAUUAUGCUGUACCAGAUACCAUGGCCUUUAGAACAGAGCAGGAGGUGGAUUCGCUACAUGCCACUAUUGAAUGUGAACAACCGCAGCCUGACCUCUACAAAUUUGUGGGACGGAUCAAUAUUUACAAGGACAAAGAAGAGCCUGUGGCUAGACCACUUGGGGCUGAGAACUUGCUCCUUAGAGGAGCCACACUGAAGAACACACAACAUAUUUAUGCUGUUGCAGUCUACACUGGCAUGGAGACCAAGAUGGCGCUCAAUUACCAGUCUAAAUCUCAAAAGCGCUCCGCUGUAGAAAAGUCGAUGAAUGCCUUUCUCAUAGUGUAUCUGUGCAUCUUAAUCAGUAAAGCGGUGAUCAACACUGUUCUGAAAUACGCUUGGCAGUGGUCUCCUGACAGAGAUGAGCCCUGGUACAACCACAGAACUGAGAACGAGCGCCAGCGGCACGUGGUGAUCCGAGCAUUCACAGACUUCCUCGCUUUCAUGGUCUUGUUUAAUUACAUCAUCCCAGUGUCUAUGUACGUGACGGUGGAGAUGCAGAAAUUCCUCGGCUCCUAUUUCAUCACCUGGGAUGAGGAGAUGUUUGAUGAAGAGCUGGGAGAGGGCGCUCAGGUCAACACCUCCGAUCUGAAUGAAGAGCUGGGACAGGUGGAGUAUGUGUUUACUGAUAAGACAGGCACUCUGACUGAGAACAACAUGGAGUUUAUUGAAUGUUGUGUCGAUGGGAACGUCUACAUCCCGCAUGCCAUCUGCAACGGGCAAAUCCUCAGCGCUGCUUCCAGUAUAGACAUGAUUGAUUCCUCACCUGGAGGAUACAGGAGAGAACACGAGGAUCUGUUUUUCCGGGCAUUGUGUCUGUGUCACACGGUGCAGGUGAAGGAGGAGGAGACGGUGGAUGGCAUCAAGAGAGGCAUCCACCAGGGCAGGCCCACUUCCUUCUACAUCUCCUCCUCGCCGGAUGAGGUGGCUUUGGUGGAGGGAAUGAAAAGGCUGGGUUACACCUAUCUGAGGCUGAAAGACAACUACAUGGAGAUCCUCAACAAAGAUGACGAGAUUGAAAGGUUUCAGCUGCUCCACGUGCUGAACUUCGACUCCGUCAGGAGGAGAAUGAGUGUCAUAGUCAAGUCAAGCUCAGGAGAAUACCUGCUCUUCUGUAAGGGCGCAGACUCGUCCAUUUUUCCACGGGUGGUGUCUGGGAAGGUGGAGCAAGUGAAAGCCCGGGUGGAGCAGAACGCUGUCGAGGGGCUGCGCACUCUCUGCGUCGCCUAUCGACGGCUGUCAGAGUCAGAAUAUGAGGCGGCAUGUCAUCACCUGACCGAAGCCAAGAUGGCCCUGCAGGACAGGGAGCAGAGGCUGGCACAGGCCUAUGACAUCAUCGAGAGGGACUUUGUGCUUUUGGGUGCUACAGCAGUGGAGGACAGGCUCCAGGAGAAAGCUGCAGAUACCAUUGAGUCACUGCACAAGGCUGGGAUGAAAGUUUGGGUCCUGACGGGAGACAAGAUGGAGACGGCGGCGGCUACCUGCUACGCCAGUAAGCUGUUCCGUCGAAGUACGCAGAUCCUGGAGCUGACCAAGAAACGCACAGAGGAGCAGAGUCUGCAUGAUGUUCUGUUCGAACUAAACAGGACCGUUCUCAGACAACGCUCUAUUUCUGGGUUGUCGGUAGACUGUCUCGACUUUGGCCUGAUCAUCGACGGGGCCACUCUGUCUGCCGUAUUAAAGCCUAAUCAGGAGAGUGCAGGCCACGGCAACUACAGAGAGAUCUUUCUGGAGAUCUGUCGCAACUGUAGUGCUGUGCUCUGCUGUCGCAUGGCACCACUGCAGAAAGCACAGAUUGUGAAACUAAUUAAAGCUUCCAAGGAGCACCCCAUAACCCUCGCCAUCGGUGAUGGAGCCAACGAUGUCAGCAUGAUCUUGGAAGCACAUGUGGGCAUUGGCAUCAUGGGUAAAGAAGGCCGACAGGCAGCGAGGAACAGUGACUACGCCAUCCCCAAGUUUAAACAUCUUAAAAAGAUGCUACUUGUUCAUGGCCACUACUACUACAUCCGAAUUGCUGAGCUUGUUCAGUACUUCUUCUACAAGAAUGUAUGCUUCAUCUUUCCUCAGUUCCUGUAUCAGUUCUUCUGUGGUUUUUCCCAACAGCCUCUGUACGACACCGCCUAUUUGACGUUGUACAACAUCAGCUUCACCUCACUCCCAAUCCUCCUCUACAGCCUGGUUGAAAAGCACGUCACCAUGGAGACACUCAAGCGGGAUCCCUCCUUGUACAGGGACAUCGCAAAGAACUCCCUCCUCCGCUGGCCGGUCUUCCUGUACUGGACGUGCCUGGGAGUGUUUGACGCUGUUAUCUUCUUCUUUGGUGCCUACUUCCUGUUUGACAACACCACCUUCACCAGCAACGGCCAGCUUAUGACCACCAACACACAGAUGAUGUUUGGGAACUGGACAUUCGGGACUCUCGUCUUCACUGUGCUGGUGUUCACCGUUACGCUCAAGCUUGCCUUGGACACACACCACUGGACCUGGAUCAAUCACUUUGUCAUCUGGGGAUCACUUCUUUUCUACGUUAUUUUCUCUCUUCUCUGGGGAGGCAUCAUUUGGCCCUUCCUGAACUACCAGAGGAUGUACUACGUGUUCAUGCAGAUGCUGUCUAGUGGUCCGGCCUGGCUCAGCAUCAUCCUACUUAUCACAGUCAGCUUGUUGCCAGAUGUCAUCAAGAAGGUCCUCUGCAGGGCCAUGUGUCCCACAGCCACCGAACGUGCACAGGAUCACGAGAGGCUUUCGCGAGGUGGCGUGGCCGAGUUGACUCCACUGUCGUCUCGUCGAUCCUACAAAGGCACGAGCACGGACUCCUCUCACCACCACCUUGGCGCUGCCGAGACGCUGUCGCUCCGCAGGUCUGAUUCCCUGCCCCAGAAACUACUGGCCCACUUGGCAGAAGGGGGAGGGGCAGACUUGUGCGCCCUCAGCCCCUACACGCUCCGUCUCUCAGGGGCGGGAUUCGCCUACUACGCUCCAGGGCCGGAGACCUCCGUGUGAACACAAAUGCAACACUCUGAAACUAUGUGUAUGUGAUUUCUUUGUCGGUUAAAAACACACAGCAUGUAGUACAUCCCAAGAUAUGCGACCAAGAUCUGCACCUCAAGGAUCAAGGAUUUAUAGAACAAAAUACAAACACGUUCACAUUUGUCUAAAGCAUGGGCACUCCAUGCUGAGUUUACCAUGUGCAUUUUCUGGAAUACACCUGAGUGGACAACCCUUUAGAUAUUAUUGCUCUGACUCCUCAUCCUCAUACGUUGGUAACAUCUUUUUGUUACAGUGUCGUCCCUGUCUUAGUCUCAUCAAAGUUCCUGCUCAAACUCUUACUUGAAAAAAUCUAAGAACAAAAAGGGGAACCACGUGAAGGUGCAUUAUUCCUUGCACUAUGGAACUGUCAAGUUUCAAUAUGUCAACAGUCGGGCAUUUUUGUAUUCCUCGUCCUCAUUUUCAGUCUCACAUUCUUGCCUGUUCCUCCACUUUUGUGUCCUUUUUUUUUGUUUGUUUUUUUGCUUCUUUUGUAAAUGUUUGUUGAAAACAUUUAUGUACAGUAUGUGGUCUGGCCAAGUAAGGGGCAGUCAUCAAGCUCAGCCCUUUAGGUGUGCGUGAGUGUGCAUGUGUGUGAGUGUAUGCAUGAAUUUGCCUGUUAUUGUAUGUUUUUAUGUGACACACCUUUGCCUUACAGGUAACCACACAGCAGCAGGCUAGGAGCCAAAGGAGAAAUGUGUUAAAAAAAAAAAAAAAGAAAGAAAGAAAGAAAAAAAAAAAAGCAGAAGUGGUGUUUUACUAAGCCUUACACACACACAAACACACACCCAUCAGCUGGAGGAGAGAAAAGGGGAAAAUCUGAAGAGGGAUGUGCAGUAUUCUACCACCCUGCCUUAAUUCAUAGAAACCCAUUUUCAGUGGAUUAUAUUUCUAGCUCAAUUUAAACAAGUUUGUGAGAGUACAAGGAGGUUCAGCGGGCAUAUAUGUCUGGUACAGUGUGCCUAUUAUUCCUCUUUCAGCUUUCUUUUUACCAUCAUGAUACUGUCACGCUUUGUUUCCCUUCUUAUCCGCCAGUGUUUCAUGUUGGAUCUCUCUGCUGCACACUGAUCUGUUCUUCUCUCAGUUGUUCCUUAUCCGCCUUCAUCCCCAGACAUCAUUCAUCACAAACUAUAUCAUGACACCUUUUCUUUCCCAUGAACAAUGGGCACACUGUACCCACUCCCGCCUCCAUGUGGCCAUGUAGGGUAACAGCAGCAGUCUUUAUUUAUGAUGUCCUGAAUGACAUGCUAUUCCUCACUGUUGCAUUGUGCUUGUACGUUUGCUGCCAUGCUCUGUGUUAUGCAAAAGUAAAUGUAAGAAUGCUAAUGUCAUGUAGUCACAUUAUAAGGGGUUUUCCCUGUGUUGCAUUAAUCCAUGAGUUUUUCUGUAUUGUCCUAAAAUUAUUGAUGGCAGUCACUGUUUAUGUAUGGAUGUAACUUUUGAUAUGUGUAUUGUAGUGAGACGGGGUGUUAUAUAUAGUCUGUUGUAAGUAGGAGGGAGACUUGAAUCGGCGAUGUCACAAUCAAAUCAGUGAGAAUGUUGAACUGAUUUGUCCAUCAUGUCCUCCAGCUGAAGAUUGUAGCUCAUUAUGGAUGAACCUCUUUUCUGCAUUUCUAACAUCUGAAGUCCUCUUUGUCCAAAGCAUAUCUGUUGCGUUGCAUAGCGAAUGACUGACUCGGGAAGUCUUGAAUGUCAGAUUCUCAAGCAUUUUUGUAUGUUUAUACAGUUUAUUUUCGUACACAUCACCAUCUGCCAACAUGUAUAGAUUUAAAAACAGCUGUUCAGUGUUUUUUACUGGGGCACAGAUGGUUUACCAGUUUGUUUGGAGGUCUGAAUUUGUCUCACUCAAAUCCCACAAAACCUCCACCAAGUGUUUUGGACCUGUUCGGGCUCAACAUCCAGACAAUGGUCGUUUUAAAUGAAGGGCCUUUGUGCUUGUUAUACAGCGUUCCACCUCGCUGUACUUUAAUGAUGUGAUGGGGAAUUCUUUGUAGUCAUUCUUCAAACUUCUUCAAACAAACUUUUUUUUUUUUUUAGGUGAGUCCUCCACAACUCAGUUUUUCACUACUUUUUGUUUUUGUGUUGGCCAUUGUGAGAAUUUCUUUUGCUACUUUUGUAUCCCAGAGAGAAGACUAUAUUUUAACUCAGUUACAAUGUGUGUUUAAGUUUGUAACCAAAAUAAGAGCAACAUAUACAUUAUAUGAUUCAUUAGAGAUUUAUCAAUAGGUCUACACACUGCACUUUGUUCUACAAGAGAUCAGUUUUCCCCUAAAAACAAGGUCUAUUGUCUGUCGACUGGGGUUUGUAAGUGUUCACUCUUCCUCACAAGUUAUUUUUCUAAGAAGAUUGUAGUGGGUGAGAAAAGAAAGUGACCAAAUAACUUGACAUGGAAUGAACUGUCUGUAGGUGUCAGCCUCUGUCUGAAAAUGGGUUUAUCACACCAGCCUUUUACUGCUGAUUAGAAUGUCAAACUGCUUUUCUAAGUCCAUCAGCACAACAGCAGGUGCUCAUCCUGUCACUCCUGAGCUUGGCAAAGGUCUGAAAUGUCGACUUCUGUGCUCUGGGCAGCACGCUUCAUAUCAUACUUUCAGUACAGCACUGUUUGUAUUACUAAACAGGUUUUGAGAAACUACCUUUAUUUUGGUGGGAGGGUGGGGGGAAUAAAGAUUUUAAAAGUUCACUUGUUGACUUUUUGCCAGCCUGUCUGUAGCAAAUGAGGGCAAAGCACUGUAUUGUCAUUCUGCUUGUAAUAAAGAAAGAGUGAAAACA